AACAUAUUAGACUUCUAUUGGAUUGUUUAUUGAAAUUUUAACAGCAUAUCAUGUGAGAUAAGAGCUUGCAUUCUAUUAUUGAUCGGCUGGGAUGAAUCACCAUAAUUCUUAGGAAAAUUCAGUAUAUCGGUGUUUUUUUAAGGGAGCAGUUGUUUUCCUGUUUUCUGUUGUUUCCUCUUAUCUUGAUUGAUUGUUGAAUUGAGUGUUUUGUUUUUUUUUUUGCAGAAUAUGGCCUGCUCGAAAAAAUGUCAGAAAGUUACGCUUUUUUCAAUUUCGGCGAUUCUUUUGAUUUUCGGUUUGGUUCUGGUGCUAACUUGGCAGGGAAUAAUCAACAGUAUAGUGAAAACGGAACUGUCUCUGGAGAAUGAGAACACGCAGCAAUUCAAAUUUUGGAAAGAAACCCCAAUACCAAUGUACCUAGAAAUCUAUUUAUUCAAUUGGACGAAUGCAGCAGAUUUCGAAGAUGGCAAACCGUGGACCAGAAAACCAAUUUUUAAAGAAUUGGGGCCUUACACUUUCAAGGAGCACCACUCUAGAGUCAACAUCAAAUAUAACGAUAAUUAUACAGUCAAUUUCAACACAAUACGCACCUGGCAUUUUGUACCUGAAAAAACUAUGGGCUCUUUAGAUGACAAUAUAACAACAUUGAAUGCUAUCGCCUUGACAGUUGGUAAUAUAGUUAAGCAUAAAUCUCUUCUUGUAAGGAGAGGUGUAAACUUUCUACUCGAGGAAAAACAAAUAAAAUUGACUGUGACCAAAACAGUUAGGGAAUUCCUUUUCGAAGGCUACAAUGAUACAUUGUUGAAUUUUCUGAAGAAGAUACAUCUGAAGGGUAUAGACAUUCCAUUUGACAAAUUCGGAUGGUUUUACAAUAGAAAUGGUUCAGCGACUUACGAUGGGAAUUUCACCAUGUUCACAGGGGCGGAUGAUAUAGACAAAUUGGGUAUUAUAACCAGGUGGAAUCAAAGUCCAAAAUCACCUGCGUAUCCCGGUUUUUGUGGUAUGGUGAAUGGUACGUCAGGAGAGCUAUGGUAUCCAUUGAAAGAUUCCAAAAAAAUAUCUAUAUUCACCGCAGACACAUGCAGUUCCUUGAAUCUUGAAGCAAACGGAAGUUACUCUACUUUUGGGAUAGAAGGAAAUGUUUAUGCUCAAACCGAGCGCCUGUUUGAUAAUGGCACGAAAUAUCCAGAAAUGGCCUGCUUCAGUCCCGGUAUAAGUUUACCAACUGGUGUGAGGAAUGUGUCGCAAUGCAAGUUUGGUGCCCCUGCUUUUAUGUCAAUGCCUCACUUUUAUAUGGCCGAUUCGUCCUACUUGGAAGCAGUGGAUGGUUUGAAACCAGAUCCAAGCAAACACAAUUUUUAUUUAGCCCUUGAACCAAAUACUGGUUUGCCCCUCAAAGUUCAUGCAAGCUUACAAGUUAGUUUGUAUUUGGAGAAAAUAAAAGGAAUUAGCAUGUUUGAAAAUGUGCAAACAACAAUGAUGCCUGUACUAUGGUUCCAUCAAGAUGCAGCAAUAACAGAAAACUUAGCCGGUCUUGCAAAAACACUCAUCAUUCUACCAAAUAUUGGAAUGUACACAGCAUACGGAGUCAUAGGUCUAGGCUUUCUUCUGUGUGUUAUAGGUUCUUUCAUCACUGCCAGAAACAAUUGGAGAGGUACAGAAGAUGAAGAACCUUUAACACAGAACCACCUCUAAUUUUUCUAUUAUAAUUCAGAGUAGGAGGAGAUAUUAAACCUAGGCUCAAUUUUGAAUUAGCUUAAGCUAUAAACUGUGAUAUUUGAUACUUCAUUGCUGAGAUUCAUAUUUGUACUGAAAACUGAUAUAGGAGAGGAUAGGGAAAAACCAAAUAUUGAAAUGUACGUAUUUUUUAUAUUCAGAAUCAGUUUGUGUGAUGAUCUGAAUAUAUUUUUCAGGAAAGCUUUUGGUGCCAUUUGAAUUAUAAAAGCAAGUAAUUGAAAAAAAGUACAGAAGAAGUCAUUAUACCUUGAGCAUUUUUGUUGAGAAUUUAUAUGUAUAAUAAAACUUGUUACUUGAAGGAAUAAAUACUUAUUUAUUUUUAA
Molecule: messenger RNA, 2060 nt
Organism: Harmonia axyridis
Lineage: Eukaryota; Metazoa; Arthropoda; Insecta; Coleoptera; Coccinellidae
Product: protein croquemort-like
Exons: 7
Coding region: 229-1695 (488 amino acids)
Cellular component (GO): membrane; cytoplasm
Molecular function (GO): scavenger receptor activity
Source: RefSeq, a predicted model, not a curated record